CGGAUAUUGUUGCUCAUGGUAACUAUGACUCGGUUAUAAACCGGGAGUUUGACGAUGUUUUCUAGAUUUUAUGAUAUUUAAACACUCAAUCGUAAAAUUUCAAUGAAUUCAAGAAGACAUAUAUGACGGUAGCCAUAUUGGCUUUUGACAUUUGAUAUUGUGUAUAACCAAGAUGUAAAAUUAAUGGUCUCAACAACAGACCAAGUGUUCAAUGCAUAUCCCGUCUGACACAGCAGUCAAAGGAACAAUGCCAGGGAAGAAAAAGGGUGGGGGAAAAAAAUCGGGUAAAAAAUCAGGUAAAAAAUCUGGAAAGAAAAGUGGCAAAAAAUCAGCAAGAGCCUCAGCCAAAUCAGGAAAGAGUGAAAAAGAAGGACCCCCAGAUAUUAUGAGUGGACCUGCUAUGGAGAAUUUAUAUUUUAUUGCACAUGAUGCACCUGAUGCAUUAGAAAAACGUGGCUUUGGGUGGCCUGAGGCACCAAAGGGUAAAAAAGGAAAAAAAGGAAAAAAGAAAAAGAAGUGAAGAAUUUUAAUUCAGGUCUAUUGACCACAAGUCAAUUAAUAGUGCCACAUUUUUUUUCUCUCAAGAAAAUGCAACAUUAUGUUAUUAGAGCUUUAAAUGAUUGUUUAAUGAAUAUAUAUAUGUGAUUGAGCAUGUUGAAUGUCUGUUCUAUUUUUGUCUUGGAUGUUUACCACGGCUGAAUAGGUAAUGGGUACUAUAACUACACAAUGUCAUCUGUAUUGCCAAAUUCAGUCAUAGCAUUUUGCCUGCCAUUAUUGUUAUAGAUUUUUGUAGACGUUCAUAUUUAUUUACAAAACUUGUUAUGUUUAAAUGAAUGUGUUGGUAUGUUUUAUAAUAGAUUGUGCGUGUAUGUGUUCUCAUUCAAAAUAUGGUUGUUGACUGAUUUAUAUUUGUGAAUCUCAUGCUAAAUCUAAAAAUUAGAAGACAACAAAUAUUAGAAUCUAGUCAUAGAAGAGUUUUUAACAAGAAUUUAUCAUUGCAGUUUAUACUAAUAUCAAAGUUUGAAAAUAUAUUCUAUAAGCCAAAUCAUUUUAUUACGAGAUAAAAGAUAGUU
Mytilus trossulus (common blue mussel) is the source of this 1073-nucleotide messenger RNA. RefSeq names its product small lysine-rich protein 1-like. Bases 212 to 520 code for a protein of 102 amino acids. The transcript has 3 exons. The record is from RefSeq and is a predicted model, not a curated record. Lineage: Eukaryota; Metazoa; Mollusca; Bivalvia; Mytilida; Mytilidae.